Molecule: messenger RNA, 1404 nt
Organism: Odocoileus virginianus texanus
Lineage: Eukaryota; Metazoa; Chordata; Mammalia; Artiodactyla; Cervidae
Source: RefSeq, a predicted model, not a curated record
GACCGAGAAGCCCGCGUGGGAGAGGGACGCGGGGCGCCGGGCCUCGCCCUCGGACUCCCUCCCUUCUCUUCCUCUCCCCGCCUCCCCGACCCGCCCCUCCCUCGCCGAGGAGCAGUCUCUCCGCGCGUCUCCCGGCGCUCUCUCCAUUGUCUCUGCCUUUACAACAGAGGGAGACGAUGGACUGAGCAGAUCGGCACCAUGGAGUCUCGGGUCUUACUGAGAACGUUCUGUUUGCUCUUCGGUCUCGGAGCAGUUUGGGGUCUUGGUGUGGACCCCUCCCUGCAGAUUGACGUCUUAACGGAGUUAGAACUUGGGGAGUCCACGAUCGGAGUGCGCCAGGUCCCCGGUCUGCACAAUGGGACGAAAGCCUUUCUCUUUCAAGAUACUCCCAGAAGUAUAAAAGCCUCCACUGCUACAGCGGAACAGUUUUUUCAGAAGCUGAGAAAUAAACAUGAGUUUACUAUUCUGGUGACCCUAAAACAGACCCAUUUAAAUUCCGGAGUGAUCCUCUCCAUUCACCAUUUGGAUCACAGGUACCUGGAACUGGAAAGCAGUGGCCAUCGGAAUGAAGUCAGACUUCACUACCGCUCCGGCAGCCACCACCCUCACACGGAAGUGUUUCCUUACAUUUUGGCUGAUGAUAAGUGGCACAAGCUCUCCCUGGCCAUCAGUGCCUCCCACUUGAUUUUACAUGUCGAUUGUAAUAAAAUAUAUGAAAGAGUUGUGGAAAAGCCUUCCACGGACUUGCCCCUGGGCACUUCAUUUUGGCUGGGACAGAGAAAUAAUGCGCAUGGAUAUUUUAAGGGCAUAAUGCAAGAUGUGCAACUACUUGUCAUGCCCCAAGGAUUUAUUGCUCAGUGCCCAGAUCUCAAUCGCACCUGCCCAACGUGCAAUGACUUUCACGGACUCGUGCAGAAAAUCAUGGAACUGCAGGACAUUUUAGCCAAGACAUCAGCCAAGCUGUCUCGAGCCGAGCAGCGAAUGAAUAGAUUGGACCAGUGCUACUGUGAAAGGACUUGCACCAUGAAGGGAACCACCUACCGAGAAUUCGAGUUGUGGACAGACGGCUGUAAGAACUGCACAUGCCUGAAUGGAACCAUCCAGUGUGAAACUCUGAUUUGCCCAAAUCCUGACUGCCCCCUCAAGUCGGCUCUCGCAUACGUGGAUGGCAAGUGCUGUAAGGAAUGCAAAUCCAUAUGCCAAUUUCAAGGACGGACAUACUUUGAAGGAGAAAGAAAUACAGUCUAUUCCUCUUCUGGAGUAUGUGUUCUCUAUGAGUGUAAGGACCAGAGCAUGAAGCUGGUUGAGAGUUCAGGCUGUCCUGCUCUGGACUGUCCAGAGUCACAUCAGAUUACCUUGUCUCAUAGCUGUUGCAAAGUCUGUAAAGGUAAGAUUUUUUGGAAA